Molecule: messenger RNA, 1434 nt
Organism: Closterium sp. Naga37s-1
Lineage: Eukaryota; Viridiplantae; Streptophyta; Zygnematophyceae; Desmidiales; Closteriaceae
Source: the annotation of a GenBank genome assembly
AUGGACGCAGAGAUGGCAUCCUGGAAGUCCACAGGCACCUACGUCGACGAGGUUCCCCCACCUGGGGCGAACAUCGUCAGUGGCAUGUGGAUUUUCAGGGUGAAGCGGUCGCCAGGUUCUCCGCCUGCCUUCAAGGCGCAUUACGUUGCACGAGGUUUCAGUCAGCGAGAGGGAGUAGACUUCUUCCAGACCUUCUCCCCCACCCCGAAGAUGACCACUCUUCGGGUGCUGCUGCACGUUGCCGCUCAGCGUGACUACGAGCUUCACUCUCUUGACUUCAGCACAGCCUUCUUACAGGGCAGCCUGCACGAGGAGAUCUGGCUGCGCCGCCCACCUGGCUUCACUGGGUCGUUCCCUCCUGGUACCCAGUGGAGCCUCAGGCGGCCGGUCUACGGUCUCCGCCAGGCGCCACGUGAGUGGCACGACACACUGAGGACGACACUUGCGGCUCUUGGGUUUGCUCCGUCGACUGCUGACCCGUCGCUGUUUCUACGCACCGACACUUCGCUGCCGCCGUUCUACAUCCUCGUGUACGUCGACGACUUGGUCUUUGCCACUGCUGACACUGAGGCUCUCGCCCUGGUGAAGUCGGAGCUGCAGAAGAGACACACGUGCACAGACCUGGGUGAGCUGACAAGCUAUCUUGGCUUGCGGAUCACCCGGGACAGAGCACGCCGCACCAUCACACUGACUCAGUCACACAUGGUGCAGCAGGUCCUUCAGCGCUUCGGCUUCACCUGGUCCUCGGCACAGCACACUCCUCUGGCUACAGGUCACUCGCUCUCAGCUCCACCUUCGGACGAGUCCGUAGAGCCGAGUGGUCCUUACCCAGAGCUAGUGGGCUGCCUCAUGUACCUGAUGACCUGCACUCGUCCUGACCUUGCGUACCCUCUUGGCCUUCUGGCUCGCUACGUGGCUCCUGGUCGGCACCGAAAGGUGCACAUGGAUGCUGCUAAGAGGGUACUGCGCUACUUGUGCAGUACAUCGGGCAUGGGGCUCGUGCUUGGAGGACGGAGCGACGUUGUCCUCACUGGGCACUCAGACGCUUCUUGGGUUGACGACCAGGCUACGCAGCGGUCGUCGCAGGGUUACACCUUCAGCCUUGGCUCUGCCAUGGCUGCACAGGAGUUACGCUGGCUCACCUACCUGCUGACCGACUUGGGAGAGCGGCCUCGUUCUCCUCCAGUGCUGUACGUCGACAACAAGGCAGCCAUUGCCUUGUGUGAGGAGCACAGACUGGAGCACAGAACAAAGCACAUCGCUCUGCGUUACUUCCUGGCUCGAGAGUUGCAGCAGCGUGGUCAGCUUCGUCUGCGUUACGUGGCCACUCGGGCCAACACUGCUGAUAUAUUCACCAAGGCACUUCAGUCUGGUGAUCAUCAGCGUUUCUGCACCGUGCUAGGGCUUGUGCCCACUUUUCCUCACUUGCUGUAG